AUGCAAACUAAGGACCCUUCAUUUAUGUUUUUCCAAACUUCUCUUUCCUCUGCCAAAUGUCUUGAGGAUCAACGAACUUUGUUGCUUCAAUUCAAAAACAAUCUCGCAUUUCAUCCUGAAAAUUCCACAAAACUAAUAUUGUGGAAUAAAAGCAUUGCAUGCUGCAAUUGGAGUGGCGUUACUUGUGACAACGAGGGAUAUAUUAUUGGCCUUGACCUGAGUGAAGAAUCUAUUUCUGGUGGAAUUGAAGAAUCAAGUAGUCUUUUCAAUCUCCUACAUCUCAAGAAACUGAACUUGGCUAAUAAUUAUUUAAAUUCUUCCAUUCCAUCAGCAUUCAACAAGUUGGUGAAGUUAACUUAUCUUGAUUUGUCAUAUAAUGAAUUUGUGGGGCAGAUUCCAAUAGAGAUUUCCCAGCUCACGAGGUUGGUUACUCUUGAUCUCUCUUCUUAUGUCGACACAAAACCUAAAAUCCCAAAUUUACAAAAGCUUAUCCAAAAUCUCACCAAUAUGAGGCAACUGUAUCUAGAUGGUAUAAGUAUAACAUCUCAGGGACAUGAAUGGAUCAAUGCUUUGUUGCCUUUGAGCGACCUACAAGAACUGAGCAUGUCUAACUGUAAUCUAUCAGGACCUCUUGAUUCUUCCCUUUCAAAACUAGAGAACCUAUCAGACCUUAACUACCUAGACCUUUCUUCUAAUUAUUUAAGUGGUGCAAUUCCUUCAUACCUUUUUACACUUCCAUCAUUGGAGGAAAUUUGGCUUGAAUCUAACCAGUUUAGUAAAUUUAACGAAUUCAUAGAUAUGUCUUCCUCUUUAAUUAACACCCUCGAUUUACGUAGCAAUAAUCUAUCAGGGCCUUUUCCAACAUCUAUCUUCCAACUCCGUUCACUUUCUAUCCUCCAUCUUUCCUCUAAUAGGUUGAAUGGGUCACUACAACUAGAUGAGCUUUUGAAGCUUAGUAAUUUAUUAGGACUAGACCUUUCAUACAACAACAUAUCAAUAAAUGAGAAUGAUGCAAAUGCUGAUCAGACUGCCUUUCCCAAUUUUGAAUAUCUUCAUUUGGCAUCCUGCAACCUGAAAACUUUUCCUAUAUUCUUGAGAAAUCAAUCAACAUUGGAAAAUCUAGACCUUUCAGCCAACCAAAUUCAAGGAGUUGUGCCAAAUUGGAUUUGGAAACUACAAAGUCUUGAACAGCUUAAUAUUUCACACAAUUUUCUCACAGAGUUGGAAGGUUGUUUGCAAAAUAUUACUUCCAACCUUCAUCUUAUUGACCUUCAUAACAACCAAAUUCAAGGAACAAUACCUGUUUUUUCUGAAUCUAUUAGAUAUUUGGAUUACUCAACCAACAAAUUCUCUGUUAUCCCGCAUGAUAUUGGUAAUUACCUGUCUUCUGCAUGGUUUCUAUCUCUUUCAAAUAAUAGUUUACAAGGAAGCAUCCCUCAUUCCCUCUGCAAAGCUUCAAAUCUUCAAAUGCUUGAUAUUUCCUACAACAACAUUUCAGGAACAAUUUCUCCAUGUUUAAUGACAAUGACUAGUACCCUUGAGGCAUUAAAUUUGAGGAAUAACAAUCUAAAUGGAUCUUUACCAGAUAUGUUUCCAACUUCUUGUGUUGUAAGCUCUUUGAACUUCCAUGGAAAUCUCUUACAUGGGGCAAUUCCCAAGUCUCUAUCCCACUGCUCAUCAUUACGGGUAUUGGACAUUGGAUCAAAUCAAAUUGUUGGUGGUUUUCCAUGCUUUUUGAAAAACAUACAAACACUUAGCGUCUUGGUGUUGCGGAACAACAAAUUGCAUGGUUCCAUAGAAUGUACACACUCACUAGAAAAUAAGCCUUGGAAAAUGAUUCAAAUUGUGGACAUUGCAUUCAAUGAUUUCAACGGAAAACUACCAGAAACAUUCUUCACAACAUGGGAAAAAAUGAUGCACGAUGAAGUUGUAUCAGACUUUAUUCACAUAGGGCGGACGUCAUCCUUGUUAUAUUAUCAGGAUAGUGUAUCUAUUUCUACUAAAGGUCAAGAGAUGAAGUUGGUUAAAAUUCUAAAAAUCUUCAUGGCCAUUGAUUUCUCAUCCAAUCACUUUGAAGGACCAAUACCAGAGGGGCUGAUGAAAUUCAAAGCAAUCCAUGUUCUCAACUUUUCAAACAAUGCUUUCUCUUGUGAAAUCCCAUCAACUAUUGGGAACCUGAAACAGUUAGAGUCCUUGGACUUCUCAAACAACUCCUUGGUUGGUGAAAUUCCUCUGCAACUUGCAAGCAUGUCAUUCCUUUCUUAUUUGAAACUUUCCUUCAAUCAUUUGGUUGGGAAGAUCCCAACAGGUACUCAACUUCAGUCAUUUCAGGCUUCUUCAUUUGAAGGGAAUAAUGGGCUAUAUGGACCUCCGUUGACUGAAACACCAAAUGGUAAAAGGCAGGAUGAGCUGCACCCACAGCCAGCAUCGGUCCCCUCUUCUUCAAUUGACUGGAAUUUUUUAAGUGUGGAGUUGGGAUUUGUUUUUGGGCUCGGAAUCAUCAUCGGUCCUCUUUUGUUUUGGAAGAAAUGGAGAGUAAGUUAUUGGAAACUCGUAGACAAAAUUCUCUGUUUGAUUUUUCGGAGGAUGCAUUUUGAAUAUGUAACUGAUAGAGGACAGACAUACACAAUUUUAAGGUGGUCAUAA
Messenger RNA from Medicago truncatula (barrel medic), 2646 nucleotides. Its product is annotated as receptor-like protein 7. Gene Ontology annotation, molecular function: protein binding. The coding region runs from base 1 to 2646 and encodes 881 amino acids. The transcript has a single exon. NCBI's taxonomy places the organism in Eukaryota, Viridiplantae, Streptophyta, Magnoliopsida, Fabales, Fabaceae. The record is from RefSeq and is a predicted model, not a curated record.